AUGGGAAGUAGUGUUUCAUCUAGAAUAAAUGAAUUCUAAAAAAUAGAGGCCGAUCUUAAAUUGACCACUCUACCUGACUUAGAUAAAGUAUAUCUAAAUAUAUUCUAUAGCUUUUAAUUGUUGCUUAAGAUCUUCUUAAAGUUACUGAGCAACUUAGACAAAGGAUUGUAUCUUAUUAUGACUUAAUGAUGAGAAUAGUCAAAUUACAACAUUACAAAGAUGUCACUUUGAUUGAUGCCUUUAAAAUAUGGUAUUUGUGUACUCUUGUAUGUAAUGAUUCAAAAGGAGACAGUGUUUAAUUUGAAUGUAAAAUUGAGAAUUUUGAUUAAGAAGUUGCAUCAGAAAGUCUUAAGAAACUUAUGAUUUUUGUAUUGACUUUCAUUUAUACUUAGGGCAGUGUAGUGGCCUUUGCAAUUGAAGACAAAUUUAUUUAAGAUGAAAAAGAAUAACUGAUAAUUUGUGAUACAGGAAUCUGUGGAGAUUUUAAAUUACAAAUAUGGCCAUUCAUUUGUUCAUCAUUCUUAACUUAUUUAAGAUCUGCUUAUAGAUUGGCACCAUUUUUAGAAGAGAAAAUUAAUAGCCAAAUUAAUUUAAUAAGGAAAUAUUUGGAUGUACAUAAAACAGAGAAAUAAACAAAAAUGAUAAAUUAAUAAACCCUGACUCGUCUUUGUGAAUAAAUGAAACAUUUUAAUUAACUUGUAGAUAGAUAUCAUUAAGAAGUAAAAUUAUUUACUAAAAAAUACAAAUAAAUCAUGGAAGAAUUACAUCCUUUAAGUUAAGAAGUAUUGAGAGAAGAAGGAAAUCAAAAUUACAUUUUUAAUGAUGAGUAAUCAUUUAUUAAUUAUAAUUAUAUAGGAGAACUAUCUUAAAAACUAAAAUACAAGAUAUUGUUAGAAAAUAUGCAUCUGACUAUUAACUAAAAGAAGUUGCAUUAAUGUAAGAAGAAAUUAAAUUGAAAGAAUAAAGAAGAAAAGUAAAACCAAAAACUAAGUUAUAAAGAAGAAGAACUGAAUAAGCUGCUCUAACAUUUCCAACUACUUAUCAUUGGGUGGGUCAUGAGUAUUUUGAUACUUUCUUUUCAGCCUAAUCAUUAACUUUGUCUGAAUUAGAGGAUUGUCGUGCUUAAGGAGAAGAAGCUAGAAAAAAAUUAUUUAAAAUUACUGGAGUGAAUUAAUGGAGAGAUAAUACUAUUAAAAGUGUUUUUGAAUGUUUAACUUGGAUUUUAUCUGCUGAAUUUGAUAAGAAUCUAAAAAAUUAAGAAUUUAAAUUACUUAAAGAUGAACCUUGGAUUGUUUUUAUCAGAUAAAAAAAACAUAAAUUUACUGAUCUUUCUGAAGAAAUAGUUACUCAUUUAAAAGUAUGGUUGAAAUAUUUCAGUCCAAUCAGAUAUUAAAGAAUUUGUAAUUAUUAGUAUAUAUUUAUUAAUAUAAUUAAUUAGUUAAGAUUUUUUAAAAAGAUAAAGAGAACUUGAAAAGAACAAAUUGGAAUUUCAUCAUUUAAUUAGAGAUCUUCCUCCUUAAAAUUAAUAUAAUGCACUUUCAAGUUUUACUAAAAAUAUUAGAGUAAAUGAAACUUAUUUAAGUAAAAUUGAAAAACUUUUUGAAAUGACUAUAGAAAGCAAUGGUAAAAUGGGAGAAGAAUUAUAUGAUAAUUGGUAAGAGAUUGUUGAUUAAGCUGAUUCAAUUAAAUAUUAAUUAGGAACUCCAUUAAAUGAAUUUAUUAAAGAAUUUAGACCAAAUACUUUGGCUGAAUUGGAUCAAUUAUAAAAUAGAAAAGCAGAAAGAAGAUAAACUAAAUUAUCUAUUGCCUGUAUAGAAAUUUGA
This is a messenger RNA of Paramecium pentaurelia, 1823 nucleotides long. NCBI's taxonomy places the organism in Eukaryota, Ciliophora, Oligohymenophorea, Peniculida, Parameciidae. The record is from the annotation of a GenBank genome assembly.